GAGAUGUCAAGGACACCUGGCUGGGAGGAAAACGACUAGAUUCAUGUGAAAGGCAGCACAGGCAAGGACCUUUGUGCCACGUGUGAACUGUGAAAUUGAUUAACAUUUCAGAUAUUAAUACCAGAGUAGUAGUAGCAGCUGCCAUCUUUAUGCUAUUAUGCAAGCUGACUACAGAAAUUGAAUGUAAGAGGGUGUAGUUUUCACUUCUUUAAUCAAAUCAGUUUACUGGGGAAUUGGGAAGAAAUAGGGUCUUGUAAUUAUCAUGGCCUACAUCUACAAGUCACUUGCAGGAUGAGCGCAAGGCUUGUGCAAGCUGAAUUGCAUAGCCCUUCUUGAACACUAAAACUAGUGCACAAAUCCACUGCUAUAUAAUCGCUAAAAGCGAUUUAUUAUAUUCAAAUUUUAGAAACUUGUUAGACUCACUGGUUGCCAUUGCUGACCAUCAGUAGAACCUGUGUUCUGCUGCUGUUUUGGUUACUUGCAGUAAGUUAGAAUUUUUAGCUGCAGGCUGGAUUGGAGCAGCCAGGGGAUGGGCCCAAGGGGAAUUUCCUGCCCCACCGAUACCUGCGGGCACAGCUGUGGGGCAGCUUUCCAGAGAGCUGUGCUUAUGCAGAAUGCCUUCGGGACUCCCAACACUUGGCUAACGUAACAGACGUUAAGACACCAGCAUUAUUUUAUCUAGAAUAUUUAUUAUACUGUAUGCUCAUAGCAUAAAUUUAGGACGGAUGUUAUGUAUUUAAAGCCAUUUGUACGGUUCAAUAAAGCGAUUCGCGUACAAAACGCCGCAUUGUGAAAAUGGUGCUGCACGGAGGUAGCAGGGCGAGGGCGGGAUCCCGCCCCGAGCUCCGGCAAUGGCGAUGCCGCCGGGAUGCGCGCAGCCAACAAAGGCGGCCGGGCCGAGCAGCGCCGGGGCCGCGGGGCCGUGCGGGCGGUGCCGGCAGCGGCAGCGGCAGCGGGAGGAACGGCAGCGCCGCUCGGGACACGGUUCCCGGCCCCAGCCCACCUGCGGGGUGACCCCGCCGGGCCCAGGCGCGGCGGCCGCGGCAGCGGCGGAGGGGCUGAGCAGCCAGAGCUGGCAGCGGGUGGCUCCUCCCGUCCUUUGUUGGCCUGGAGCCGCAGCGGCGGCCGCGGGCGCAUCUCCCCGGCUGCCCUUCGAGGCCCGGGGCGCUCGGGCACGGGGAGAGCCCGGCGGGCCCGGGCAGCAUCUCUCCGGCGCGGGGGAGAUCGGCCCCGGCGGCCGGCGCGGUUCUGCCGCCGGCGCCGCUCGGGAACAUCCCCGGCCCGUCCGGGCUGCGGGAGGCCGCGACCCGGCCCGGCCCCGCGGCGCUCGGCGGCCCCGCAGCCUCCCCGCCCCCGGCACUCUCCAGGGAGCCGUUCCACACGGAAUCACACGGGAGCGUCUCCCCAUCUGUGCCGCCGAGCACCCCCACCCCCACCGCCCAGCCCCGCAGCCUCCUGCCAUUAUGUUCCUCCGACGCGGGGCCGGGCCGCGCCGCGGGCCGUAGCCCUGCCCGAGCCCGCCGGCUCCGGCCGCAGCAGGUGUGUCGCAUGGGGACCGGAGGUUGCAUGCUAUGGGGUCGCUUCCUCCCGGCCCGGCUGCGGCCGGAGCCCCGCGGGUACCCGAGCAGGGGCUGCCCGGGCCGGCGGCUCCGGGCCGGCCGGGCGGGGGCGGAUCGCUCUCCCCGCCGCCGAAGGGGCCACGGCCUCUCCUCCCCGGCCGUCCCCAGGGCUCGCAAGGCCCGCUCGGCCAGGGCCAGCUCGGGCCGGCAGCGCGCAGACCCGCGGGGAGGUGCCCAGGGCCGCGGCAGCCCGGAGGAGGGAGCGGCCCCCCGGACCGAGGGGCCGCGGGAGGGCCGGCCGCGGUGCGGCCGCCGCAGCCUGUGCGGGGAAGACGGGCCGAGGCUGCGGAAGAGCAUGGUGGUUCUCCCCAGAACGGGGUGGGGAUGAGGGAUGCGAAGAAGGUGUCUCCGCAGGGAGGGGUGCAGGGUUGUGCCCGAGACCUCUGUCAAUUGCAGGUGCAGCCAGGGCAGAAAGGCUCUGCCGGGGUCGCCCACCCGCCCGGAGGGAGCCCUGCAGAGCAGCAUCUCCCGCAGCCUCCGAGAGGAGGGGGUUUCAGCGCGUAGGCGGAGGUGGUUACUGGUGCUCCCAGAGCAAGGAUUUGCUUACAGUCAAAUACAUGGCCAUGGGGGAUAUGAAGACCCCGGAUUUCGAUGACCUGCUUGCAGCCUUUGACAUACCAGACAUGGUGGAUCCCAAAGCAGCUAUUGAAUCUGGACACGAUGACCACGAAAGCCACAUAAAACAGAACGCACAUGCGGAUGAAGACUCCCAUGUCCCAUCAUCGUCCGACGUUGGGGUGAGCGUCAUUGUGAAGAAUGUGCGCACUAUUGAUUCUUCCGAAGGGCUGGAGAAGGACGGCCACCAUUCCACGGGCAAUAGCUUGCACAACGGCUUCCUGACAUCAGCAGCUCUCGAGAGUUACAGUAAAGACGAAGGGAAAUCACUUAAAGAUGAUGGCUCAGCUUCUGAGACUGCACUGAAGGAUUCAGCUUUCAACCAGUUCAGCCCAAUAUCAAGUGCAGAAGAAUUUGAUGAUGAUGAGAGAAUUGAGGUGGAUGACCCCCCAGAUAAAGAGGAGAUGCGUGCAAAUUUCAGAGCAAAUGUCUUGGCAGGAUCUCUAUCUCAGCAGGAAUAUGACAAACUAAAGGCACUUGGAGGGGAGAACUUAAUUAAAUCUGGAAUCGCUCAUUCAAGUAGUAUAGAUAAAAAUAAAACUGCUAAACGAGAGUCGGAGACAAACUCCAUGAAUUUAGGUGUCUAUGAGCCUUUUAAAACUAGAAAAACAGAGGACAAGUUACUAAAAGACAAUUCUGAGAAGCUUCUUGAAAACAGGGUACUUGAUGGAAAACUGAGUACUGAAAAAUGUGACACAAAUCUUGCCAGCAUUUCCCAGUCCAAAGCAAAGUCAUCAGCAAAGCUUUCAUCCUGCAUUGCUGCAAUUGCAGCACUGAGUGCUAAAAAGGCAGCUACAGAUAGCAGUAAAGAUUUGCAGUCUAAUUCAGGGGAGUCUUCUCCAUUACCAAAAGACAUGAGUGAAAGUCCCCGGGCUAUUGAAAAAUCUCCUGAGCCUCAGAGUCUCAUCGAUGGUGCUAGGAAGCCGCCUGUCAAGCCGCCCGAUAGUCCCAGAAGCGUCUCGAGUGAGAACAGCAGCAAAGGGUCGCCGUCCUCUCCCGCAGGGUCAACACCAGCAAUUCCUAAGGUUCGCAUAAAAACCAUCAAGACUUCUUCUGGGGAGAUCAAGAGAACUGUUACUAGGGUGUUGCCAGAAGUAGAUUUGGACUCUGGUAAAAAGCCAGAGCAGAGUGCUUCCAUGGUAACAUCCAUGACAUCUCUCCUGUCCUCACCAGCUUCCGCUGCUGUUCUCUCCUCUCCUCCCAGAGCUCCUCUGCAGUCCUCAGUUGUCACCAAUGCAGUUGGAUCUGCAGAGCUUGCCCCCAAACAGGUCACUAUCAAACCCGUGGCUACUGCCUUCCUGCCGGUUUCAGCAGUGAAGACAGCAGGCUCCCAGGUGAUCAAUCUGAAGCUGGCUAACAACACCACGGUGAAAGCCACUGUCAUCUCUGCCGCGUCCGUGCAGAGCGCCAGCAGCGCCAUUAUCAAAGCUGCCAACGCCAUCCAGCAGCAGACGGUCGUGGUGCCAGCCUCCAGCCUUGCCAGUGCCAAACUUGUGCCAAAGACAGUCCAUCUUGCCAACCUUAACCUUUUGCCUCAGGGUGCUCAAACCACCUCUGAACUGCGCCAAGUGCUAACAAAACCCCAGCAGCAAAUCAAGCAGGCAAUAAUUUCUGCAGCUGCCUCCCAGCCUUCGAAAAAAGUGUCUCGAGUGCAGGUGGUGUCGUCUCUGCAGAGCUCUGUAGUGGAAGCGUUCAAUAAGGUGCUGAGCAGUGUCAAUCCUGUGCCAGUUUACAUCCCAAACCUUAGCCCCCCUGCCAAUGCCGGAAUCACGCUCCCAACACGAGGUUACAAGUGUUUGGAGUGUGGCGACUCCUUUGCCCUGGAGAAGAGCCUGACCCAGCACUAUGACAGGAGGAGUGUGCGAAUUGAAGUGACUUGUAAUCACUGUACAAAGAACUUAGUUUUCUACAAUAAAUGCAGUCUCCUGUCCCACGCUCGUGGGCACAAGGAGAAAGGCGUCGUGAUGCAGUGUUCGCACCUGAUCCUAAAGCCAGUCCCAGCAGAUCAGAUGAUAGCAUCUCCUUGCAGCAGUGCUGCAGCGGGCGUGCUGCAGAGCCCGGGGGCAGCUGGCACGCACUCGCUGACCAAGGUCCAGCCUGGCUUAACCGGCACGGUGAUCUCGGCCCCGGCCAGCUCUCCCGUCGUUCCAGCCAUGCCGCUCGACGAGGAUCCGUCCAGGCUCUGCAGGCAUAGCCUAAAGUGUUUGGAGUGCAAUGAAGUUUUCCAAGAUGAGACAUCUCUUGCAACUCAUUUCCAGCAGGCCGCAGACACAAGUGGACAAAAGACAUGCAAUAUCUGCCAGAUGCUGCUUCCUAACCAGUGCAGUUUUGCAUCACACCAGAGAAUUCAUCAGCAUAAAUCUCCAUACACGUGUCCUGAAUGUGGAGCAAUCUGCAGAUCUGUCCACUUCCAGACCCAUGUCACUAAGAACUGCCUGCAUUACACCCGAAGAGUUGGGUUUCGCUGCCUGCACUGCAACGUUGUGUACUCUGACGUGGCAGCACUCAAGUCUCACAUUCAAGGUUGUCACUGUGAAGUCUUUUACAAGUGUCCCAUCUGCCCCAUGGCAUUUAAAUCUGCUCCCAGCACACACUCCCAUGCCUACACACAGCACCCGGGUAUCAAGAUAGGCGAACCAAAAAUAAUAUAUAAAUGCUCUAUGUGUGACACUGUGUUUACUCUGCAACCUUUGCUCUAUCGCCACUUUGAUCAGCACAUUGAAAAUCAGAAGGUGUCUGUUUUCAAGUGUCCAGACUGUUCUCUUCUGUAUGCACAGAAACAGCUUAUGAUGGAUCAUAUCAAGUCUAUGCAUGGAACUUUGAAAAGUGUUGAGGGGCCACCAAACCUGGGGAUAAAUCUGCCUCUCAGUACUAAACCCACAACUCAAAACUCAGCCAGUCAUAACAAGGAGGACAUAAAAUCUGUGAAUGGAACAGAAAAGUUGGAGAAGAAAUCACCUUCUCCCAUAAAGAAAGCAGAAGCUAAAAAAGUGGCUAGUCCUGGCUGGACAUGUUGGGAGUGUGACAGACUCUUCACUCAGAGAGAUGUUUACAUCUCCCACAUGAGGAAAGAACAUGGAAAGCAAAUGAAGAAACAUCCUUGUCGGCAGUGUGACAAAUCUUUCAGUUCAUCCCAUAGUUUAUGUCGGCACAAUCGUAUCAAGCACAAAGGCAUUAGGAAAGUUUAUACGUGCUCGCACUGCCCAGAUUCAAGACGUACUUUUACCAAGAGGUUGAUGUUGGAAAAACACAUUCAGUUGAUGCACGGGAUUAAAGACCCUGAUGUGAAAGAAAUGACUGAAUCUGCCAAUAUGGAAGAAAGGGAAGUAAAAGAAGACACAAAGGUUCCUAGUCCAAAGCGUAAAUUGGAAGAACCCAUAAUGGAGAUUAGACCUCCACGAGGUGCAAUCACUCAGCCGUUAAAGAAGCUGAAGAUAAAUGUUUUUAAAGUUCACAAGUGUGCAGUUUGCGGCUUUACAACAGAAAAUCUUCUGCAGUUUCAUGAACAUAUUCCUCAGCAUAAAUCUGAUGGCUCUUCGUACCAAUGCAGGGAAUGUGGACUCUGCUACACAUCUCACGUGUCCCUUUCCAGACACCUGUUCAUUGUACAUAAGCUGAAGGAGCCCCAGCCAGUAUCCAAGCAGAAUGGGUCUGGGGAGGAUAAUCAGCAGGAAAACAAGCCCAGUCCCGAGGAUGACUCGUCCGACAGCGCGGCGUCGGACAGGAGGUGCAAAGUGUGCGCAAAGACUUUUGAAACUGAAGCGGCCUUAAACACUCACAUGAGAACACAUGGCAUGGCCUUCAUCAAGUCCAAAAGAAUGAGUUCAGCUGACAAGUGAUCAGAUUGUUUGGGAUGCAGAAAUCUCACUCCACAUUGGAAUACUAAUGACAUUUUUGCUACAGAAAGUUCAAGGUAUAAUAGUGUUAACAGUACUGUUCAGGCUGUUGCAAUAUAUUCUGCAUAAAAGUAUCCCCUUCACCUCAUUGUCUAUACCCUCAGAACCAUUGAAGCAGUAUUUGGGUUGAAAAGAGUUUGUAUAUAUUUAAACUAAUAAUUUUUAUACUCUUUUGUUAUGUGUUUGUAUCGGUAUCUAGUGGAAGAAUUGGGUUUUUUUCUGUUUUGGUUCUGUUCUUUUGUACUAAGUUUCUUUAAAACAGAGUUCUGAAUGCUGGGGCAGUUCCUUAGGUUCUCUUAAGGUGUUAGGUUUUUAAAUGCUUCUGAAAGAAGGUUUAGCUAAUGGAAGUGCAUCAGGAGGAGGUGCUAGGAGGGGAGAGGAGAGAGGAAGUAAGCUAAGGGGAGAUUUUAAAUUCUAAAGAACUUGGGCUUCCAAAUGUCUAAGGAAGCUUUUAAACUUUUUCUUACAAAAUAUAUUAUAUUAAAAAAAAAAUAAAAGUACCACUGCAUGUGUAAAAUUAAGUGCUGUUUUUUAGGUGCCAACACCAGAACAGGUGUAGACCCCCUGAAGUGGUAAAGUACUUCUGAAGAGUAUAAAUGCACAAUUCUUGAGUAUCAUGAAGUGAUUUUUUUAGGUCAUCAGGUGCUCGUGAUCAAAGCUCAAAUUGUUAAAAAAGGACUGGGCUGCUCUGGAUUUAAGAAAUAAGAGGUAAUUAGAGGAUUAGGUUUAUAAUGAUUAUGUUUUUUGUCAUGUAAUUUAUUAAACAUAUAGAAGUGAGUACACAGCAUUAUGUAUUUUCCUUGCUGGUUAUUGAAAGGAAAUAGUUGAUCCUUGCUACAGGGGUUGGGAUUUGCCAGCUCCACACGAUCAUGCCAAACGUUCUGGUGCUCAGUGUCACACACAGCCACAACUGGGAAGGAGCCAGCCCCAGCCAGGACUGGGACUGGGGCGUGCAGCUUUAGCACAGGCCCUGCAGAGCUCAGCAGACAUUGCAAACUCCUGUCCAGCACCACUAGUUUUGCUUGCACAAGUACAAAAAGGUACCAUACUGUCCCUUUCAGAUAGAGUUCUCUGUGAGAGUAUAUUUUUAGUUUGUUUUUGCAUUUUAUACCUUGUAUGUAACCCUACAAAAAUUUUUGUACUUUUUUUUAAAACAAAUUGUGUAUAUAUAGGUAGCUGCAUGAUAAACAGUAGUAAUUGUUGGGUUCCUUAUAAGUCUUGCUGCUGUCAGGUGUUACUAUACACUAUGUCCAUUACGACUGUAUUAAACACAUUUCAUAUGUAAAUAAAUGUGGAGCAUUUUGCCCCAAAAGAUUUGUGAGAUUCUGUUAUUUAUCAUUAAAUUUUAAUAGUUUUAAAAUUUGAAGUGUUUAAAAAAAAUGGAUCCUCUCAGCCAUCUUUGUAAAACUUAAUCGUUCUGGCAAUUGUGUAUCAGAUACAUUAGUCCUGCUCUUUUCAUCCUCAUUCCUAAUUUGGCUCCUGGGUAGAUGCUUGUUAUUCCAUUGAUAUUACUGGCAUAUCAAGUGCUUGUGAGGUCCUUCAUCCUACAGUGUGUGGCGGGCACAGCAGCUCAGUGUGUGCCACCACUGCCCUUCCCAUUUCGUGGAUACCUCUGAACACUUGUUUGUUGAUGUGCACUGUCAACUGUACAACAAAUGAGUUAUCACUAUGCAGAAUGGUGUUUUGUAUACAGUGAACAGAUAAUAAAAGUUCAGUUUUCACAGCCAUUA
Oenanthe melanoleuca is the source of this 7860-nucleotide messenger RNA. It is a transcript of the gene ZNF532, whose product is annotated as zinc finger protein 532. Bases 869 to 6073 code for a protein of 1734 amino acids. The transcript is spliced from 9 exons. Lineage: Eukaryota; Metazoa; Chordata; Aves; Passeriformes; Muscicapidae. The record is from RefSeq and is a predicted model, not a curated record.